CGCCCGGGCCCCUGAGGCCCACCUGCCCGGCCGCCUGCUCCUGCAGCAACCAAGCGAGCCGCGUGGUCUGCACGCGCCGCGAGCUCCUCGAGGUGCCCGCCAGCAUCUCGGUGAACACGCGGUACCUCAACCUGCAGGAGAACCACAUCCAGGUGAUCCGCACGGACACCUUCAAGCACCUGCGGCACCUGGAGAUCCUGCAGCUCAGCAAGAACCUGGUGCGCAAGGUGGAGGUGGGCGCCUUCAACGGGCUGCCCAACCUCAACACGCUGGAGCUCUUCGACAACCGCCUCACCACGGUGCCCACGCAGGCCUUCGAGUACCUGUCCAAGCUGCGCGAGCUCUGGCUGCGCAACAACCCCAUCGAGAGCAUCCCGUCGUACGCGUUCAACCGCGUGCCCUCGCUGCGGCGCCUCGACCUGGGCGAGCUCAAGCGCCUCGAGUACAUCUCGGAGGCCGCCUUCGAGGGCCUGGUGAACCUGCGCUACCUGAACCUGGGCAUGUGCAACCUCAAGGACAUCCCCAACCUCACGGCGCUCGUGCGCUUGGAGGAGCUCGAGCUCUCGGGCAACCGCUUGGACCUCAUCCGCCCGGGCUCCUUCCAGGGCCUCGGCAGCCUGCGCAAGCUGUGGCUCAUGCACGCGCACGUGGGGGCCAUCGAGCGCAACGCCUUCGACGACCUCAAGGCGCUCGAGGAGCUCAACCUGGCGCACAACAACCUGGCGUCGCUGCCGCACGACCUGUUCACGCCGCUGCCGCGGCUGGAGCGCGUGCACCUCAACCCCCACCCGCGGCGCUGC
Molecule: messenger RNA, 800 nt
Organism: Tinamus guttatus (white-throated tinamou)
Lineage: Eukaryota; Metazoa; Chordata; Aves; Tinamiformes; Tinamidae
Product: leucine-rich repeat-containing protein 4B-like
Biological process (GO): regulation of postsynaptic density assembly; positive regulation of synapse assembly; regulation of presynapse assembly
Cellular component (GO): postsynaptic density membrane; glutamatergic synapse; plasma membrane
Molecular function (GO): signaling receptor binding
Source: RefSeq, a predicted model, not a curated record